Molecule: messenger RNA, 1227 nt
Organism: Quercus robur (English oak)
Lineage: Eukaryota; Viridiplantae; Streptophyta; Magnoliopsida; Fagales; Fagaceae
Product: putative disease resistance protein RGA1
Exons: 3
Coding region: 1-1227 (408 amino acids)
Molecular function (GO): protein binding
Source: RefSeq, a predicted model, not a curated record
AUGUACUGGAAGGACAUGACCAACUCCUGUAUUCCUUCUCAGAAUGUCAUCGAUAGGGAUGAUGACAAAAAACAGAUAAUAAAUCUUUUGAUGCAGCAUGAUGUUGACGGAAAUGUCAGUGAUUUUGUAUUCAAUAAUCUUCUCUUGAUUCAAUUUUGGAUGGCACAUGGAAUUCUUCAAUCACCUAAGGAUGAAAAUCUAGAGUUGGAAGAUGUCGGCAACUUGUAUAUCAAGGAGUUGUUGUCGAGAUCUUACUUUCAAGAUGUUGAACAAGAAAAUAUCUUGUAUUUUACCUUUAAAAUGCAUGAUCUUAUCCAUGAUCUUGCACUCUCAAUUGCCAAAAGAGAGUGUUCAGUAGUGACCAAGAAGUCCACCCUUGCUGCAGAAGUUUGUCACCUAUCAUUUUUAGACAAUGGGCAAGAAGUUACAACACAUUUAGAGAAGUUGAGCAAUGUUGAAACUAUUAUUUUCCAAACAGACCAAUCCAUGUCUUUACUUGAAACAUGCAUCUCAAGAUUUAAGUAUUUGCGGAGAUCCAGUGACAAACAGAAGGGAGAGUUAGACUGGAAUGCAAGAAUGAAUCUCAAAAAGGUGUUGCCAAGUUCUAUCGAAAGUUUGAAACAUUUGAGAUAUCUCGACCUAUCAUAUAAUCUCAUAAUCAAGCAACUUCCAAAUUCCAUUUGCAAGCUGCACAGUUUGCAAACUCUACUGCUUGAAAAUUGCCACAAUCUUGAACGGUUGCCGAAAGGUAUAGGGGACAUAAUCAGGCUCAGGUUUUUUAUCAUUACAACAAAGCAUACUUGCUUGUCGGAGAAGGCAGUAGGUUGCUUGAGUUCUCUUCGAUCUUUGUGGAUAUGGAGAUGUAUGAAUCUAAAAUGUGUGUUUGAAGGGAUGGAGGAGGGGCGCCUCACCUAUCUUCGAACAUUGGUUGUUGGAGAUUGUCCAAGUUUGACCUCUUUGACGCUGAGUAUCAAACACCUAACUGCCCUAGAGACCCUGAUAAUUAGGGAUUGUAAAGAGCUUAGUUUGAUGGAUGCAGAGGGAGAAGAAGACAAUCAAGAUCUCAAGUUGAGCCUCCAAAAUUUAAUGUUUUUCCGUUUACCAAAGUUGGAGGUUUUGCCUCAAUGGCUCCAAGGAUCUGCAAACACUUUACAGCUGCUAUGGAUUGGAGGAUGUGAAAAUUUAAUGGCUUUGCCGGAGUGGCUGCCACGUCCAAAAUCACUUUAG